Molecule: messenger RNA, 2809 nt
Organism: Theobroma cacao (cacao)
Lineage: Eukaryota; Viridiplantae; Streptophyta; Magnoliopsida; Malvales; Malvaceae
Product: Aminotransferase-like, plant mobile domain family protein
Biological process (GO): meristem development; meristem maintenance
Source: RefSeq, a predicted model, not a curated record
UCAAUCACAGUACAAGAAUUCGUUGCAACGACGCGUUUUGGGAUGUUUUUUUGCCUUGGAAUUCCGCUGACGUUUUUUCCCCUUCACGGUGGUGCGUGCCUUUUCGUGUCGUUUUGGAUAAAAUCAGGCCGCUCUUCUGUUUCGUUUUUUCUUUCUUUUUUCCGGUUAAAUUUUAGAAUAUAAAGUCAAUGUCAGAGGUUGGAAUGGACCCAUGUGCAGCCAAUCCUGGACCCAUUGAUCCUUCAAUACUAUAUGAUCAAGAAAAUCAUGUAUCUUCAGCUGUUUGGGAUGGCCAGGAGCGUGGUGCACUUAGAUGUCAUGAACACACAUCGAAGUUAGGUGAGUGGAGACUCACCCCUAAGCAGAUCGAGUUGGUUGAGAAAGCAGGGUUUGGGUACUUGCGGAAGAUACCAGCUAUUAGUUUAGAUAAUCCGCUCAUUUCAGCAUUAGUUGAGAGGUGGAGAAGAGAGACAAAUACAUUUCACUUCACCAUGGGGGAAAUGACUGUUACUCUUCAAGAUGUUGCCUUCUUGUUGGGAUUGGCAAUUGAUGGGGAUCCAGUGAUUGGAAUAACAUAUACCACUUGUAGCAAAGUGUGUGAAAGGUAUCUAGGGAAAGCACCGGACUCUACUUAUGCGAGUGGUGGGAUGGUGAAGCUAAGUUGGUUGAAAGAGUUCUUUUCUCAAUGCCCUGAGGAUGCAUCAACUGAAGAGAUUGAGCACCACACGCGUGCUUACCUUUUAUAUCUUGUGGGAAGCACAAUUUUUUCAACUACAACGGGGAAUAAGGUCCCCGUUAUGUACCUUCCAUUGUUUGAGAAUUUUGACGUUGCUGGGAGAUACGCAUGGGGUGCAGCUGCGUUAGCAUUCUUGUAUAGGGCACUUGGGAAUGCCUCUGUUAAAUCUCAAAGCACCAUUUGUGGAUGUUUGACAUUACUUCAGUGCUGGAGUUACUAUCAUCUAAAUAUUGGUCGACCGAAGCUCAAUAGGGACCCUAUCCAUGAUCAUUUUCCUUUUGUACUAAGGUGGAAGGGAAAGCAGAGUGGUCCAACGACAAACCGUGAUGUAGUUUUCUACCGAAAGGAACUUGACUCCCUAGAACCAUGUAAUGUAGAGUGGCUUCCUUACAAACACAUGGAUAGCACAGUAAUCCCCGAGGAAAUUAGAAGUACUUUGGUUUUGGGGAGGUCAAAGACGAUGUUGAUUUGCUUUGACAAGGCAGAAAGACACCUCCCUGAUCGUGUCCUAAGGCAAUAUGGCAUGUUUCAACCAAUCCCUGAAGAUGUGGCACGAUGGGUGAGGAAGAGUCGUGGAGUUGAUGGUGGGGUUGACUUAUCUGGGAAAAUGGAAUCAGAACUUAAUGAAUGGGCUGAUCGGAAGCUCCAUAUUGUGGAAGGUGAUAAUGAUGCUGAUGAAAACGAAUACACGUGGUGGUACUUGAGAAUAACUCGUAAAGUUGUAGGGAGACCUAUUUCUCUCUCAUCAGAGUUUCAAAGAACUAUUGGUGGUUUACGGGAAAUUUCAUACUUAGCUGACACUUUCCCGUCAGAAGGACUGGAGCCUGAUCAAGUUGAUUUACUUUCCAGGAUUAGGUCCAUUGCACAAGAAUGCUUGAGAGACCAAGUUGGAGGUCCACUUGUAGCAUCACCCAUUGUGGGAACUGAACUCAGGAAAAGGUCUAGGGGGAAAGAGAGGGUAAGAAGAAAGGGUAGUGGGAAACGAAAGCGUGGUAAUGAUCCCAUGGAUGGUCAUGGAGCUAGUGAGGAUGAGUCUAAGUAUUGCGGUGUGCUUGUUGCAGUAGAUCAGUUACACGUGCAUCAAGCUGAUGAUGAGGUAGAUCAUAUGCCACUCUGUAUUACAGCUGUUGAGGGUGACACUGCACCGCUGUCUGAGGCACCUAACAAGGUUGAUGACAUGCAACUUCACGAUGCAACUGAUGUGAUUGAUGCCUCACAGUUUUGUGAUGCAAGUAAUGAGGUUGAUGACUCAAAUAUGUCUCAUGCUAUUAGUGAAAGUGAUCUGCAAACAGUUAAAACAGCAGAGGAGGUUAUUCCACAGUCCUCUCAGCUACCUGAUGCAACCAAUGAAACCAAUGAUUCAGAAAUUCAUAAUGCAACUAACAAGCCCAAUGACUCACAAGUUAAUGCUACUAAUGGGGUCAAUGACCACCAAACUCUGGUGGCUACUGAUGUUAAUGAAUCACAAACUCAUGGUGCAACUAAUACGGUCGGAGAGUCACAACCCUCUGAUGUUGCUGUUGAUAGUGAUCAGAAAACAGAGAACGAGGCAAAGGUUUCUCCACAGUUAUCUCAUGAAAAUGUUGAGGAUCUUGCACAGCAGGGUGAGACUAGCAUUGUAGCAUAAAGUGGAAGCAUUGUCAUGUGAUAUUCUGGAGGCUACCAAAGAUUAAUUGGACUUAGCCUUCAAUUAGUGCCAAGGACAAUUUUUAUUGUGUAAUGCCGGAGAGUUCAAAGUGCCUGUGCCUGGUCUUUUUUAGGACAUCUUCUGUGGCUUGUAGAAUUAGCUGUCAUUAUCAGAGAAUUAAAUUUAUAUUUCAAUUUAGAUGACGGGUUUUUAGGGAUGGUAUUAUUUAGAAUUAGCAUGUUUUCUUCUGGUAUUUUGCCAUCUUCAUGCAGCUUUUAGCAAAUGGCAAGAUAUGUUCAUUUUUGUUUCGAUGAAUAUUGUAUAUGGUGUUAUACUAAAUCUGCCGUUGGUAUUAGCAUGGAUGAUCUUCUGACAUGUUAGUAAAUCUGUACUUGAAUUAGAUGGUUAUAUGUACUUGCUAACACCUCAAAAGUUUGCACUUUUUC